Penicillium diatomitis is the source of this 1452-nucleotide messenger RNA. Its product is annotated as Beta-glucosidase 1B. The record is from RefSeq and is a predicted model, not a curated record. Gene Ontology annotation, biological process: carbohydrate metabolic process. Gene Ontology annotation, molecular function: beta-glucosidase activity. Bases 1 to 1452 code for a protein of 483 amino acids. Lineage: Eukaryota; Fungi; Ascomycota; Eurotiomycetes; Eurotiales; Aspergillaceae. The transcript is spliced from 4 exons.
AUGGGAUCGAUAGAGCAUUCGCACCUGCCGGCCGACUUCCUGUGGGGUUUCGCCACAGCCUCUUAUCAAAUUGAGGGUGCAGUGGACGAAGACGGGCGAGGUCCUUCGAUCUGGGACACUUUCUGCAAGAUCCCGGGCAAAAUCGCCGGCGGAGGAUCAGGCGAGAUCGCGUGCGACUCAUAUCAUCGUACCCACGAGGACAUUGAGCUGUUGAAGACGUGCGGCGCUAAAGCUUACCGGUUCUCGCUGUCAUGGUCUCGAAUCAUCCCGCUCGGCGGCCGCAAUGACCCUGUCAACAAAAAGGGUCUCCAGUUCUACGUGAAAUUCGUGGACGACCUCCUUGCGGCUGGCAUCAUUCCCAUGGUGACUCUCUUCCACUGGGAUCUUCCCGACGAGCUGGACAAGCGGUACGGCGGAUUCCUGAACAAGGAGGAGUUUGUGGCCGACUACGCAAACUACGCUCGCAUCGUCUUUCAAGCAUUGAGCCCCAAGGUCAAGUACUGGGUUACCUUCAACGAGCCCUGGUGCAGCUCCGUGCUUGGAUACAACAACGGCUCCUUUGCGCCUGGUCACACCAGUGAUCGCACGAAGAGCCCUGUGGGUGACAGCUCGACCGAGCCGUGGAUUGUCGGCCACAGCAUCCUUGUUGCCCACGGUGCCGCAGUGAAAAUCUAUCGUGAGGAAUUCAAGGAGCGAGAUGGUGGUGAGAUUGGCAUCACGUUGAACGGUGACUGGGCUGAGCCUUGGGAUCCCGAGAACCCUGCCGACGUCGAAGCUUGUGACCGCAAGAUUGAGUUCGCCAUCUCAUGGUUUGCCGACCCCAUCUAUCAUGGGAGAUACCCAGACAGCAUGAUCAAACAGCUCGGUAACCGUCUGCCCACCUGGACCGCCGAGGACAUCGCCCUCGUGCAAGGCAGCAAUGAUUUCUAUGGCAUGAACCACUACUGCGCCAACUUCAUUCGAGCCAAGACGGGAGAGCCCGAGCUCGACGACAUUGCCGGAAACCUCGAGUUGCUUCUCGAGGACAAGAACGGCGUCAGCGUCGGUCCUAUCACUCAAUCGCCCUGGUUGCGACCUUCUGCCAUUGGCUUCCGCAAGCUGUUGAAGUGGCUCAGUGAUCGUUACGGUUACCCCAAGAUCUACGUGACGGAGAACGGAACCAGUGUGCUGGGAGAGAGCGACAUGCCUGUUAACGAGCUCUUAAACGAUGAGUUCCGAGUCCAAUACUUCACCGACUACAUCAAUGCGAUGGCAGAUGCCUAUACCUUGGAUGGAGUCAAUGUUCGCGCCUACAUGGCGUGGAGUCUCAUGGACAACUUCGAGUGGGCUGAAGGUUACGAGACCCGCUUCGGUGUGACUUAUGUCGACUACGAGAAUGACCAAAAGCGAAUUCCCAAGAAGAGCGCCAAGAGCAUUGGUCAGAUCUUUGAUCGCUUGAUCCAGAAGGCAUAA